Chilo suppressalis (striped riceborer) is the source of this 11081-nucleotide messenger RNA. Lineage: Eukaryota; Metazoa; Arthropoda; Insecta; Lepidoptera; Crambidae. The record is from the annotation of a GenBank genome assembly.
GUUUCAUAAAAAUUUGUUGUCAAUUUUACGGAGCUAAUUACUGUAUUUUAUUGUCAUUAUAAUAAUAUAAUUAUUUUUAUACUAAUUAGUUUUAAAUGUUCUAAUUUGUUUAGGGUAAGAGUUUAACUGGUUUUUAGUAUAGAGAAUCAAUUUGAAAACGAUUAAGCGAUUAUAGCUGUAUCUGUGGUGCAUGCGCAAUGCGCAUGUCGAAUUCGUCAUUCGUUCGCUUUGGCCGACAUAGCGAAACCUUCAUUUUUCUGAUCUACUAAUUUUUGCCAACGAGAUUGUGCAAUUAUAAUAUUUCAAAAUGCCUAAUCAAGUGUUGACUAUAGAGCCGCAAAAUGAGCUUAAGUUUAAAGGACUAUUUGAGCAGGGAUACACUACUUAUAUGCAACUGAUAAAUCCUAGUGCUGAUACAGUUCUCUUCAAGAUAAAAACUACAGCACCUAAGAAAUAUUGUGUACGUCCUAACUCUGGAGUGCUUGAGCCGAAUUCAAAAGUUGAAAUAGCAAUUACACCACAGCCGGUAAUUGUGGAUCCAAAUGAAAAACAUAAACACAAGUUUAUGGUUCAGAGCGUCAUUGCACCAGAGGGAAAAACUAACAUAGAUCAAGUGUGGAAAGAGAUCAGUCCAGAGCAACUUAUGGAUUAUAAGCUAAAGUGUGUCUUUGAGACGCCUCGUGGUACCAACCUCAAUGAUGCUGGAGAUGCUGCUCAGAAUGAAGUUGCAAAGAAACGAGUGGGAGUUUCAGAUCAAGCAAAAGGUUUUACACAGGAAGCGCAAAGCGCCACUGACAAUGGAGCUAAGAGGAAGAAUGAAGACCAAGCAUCUGGAGCUUCAAACUCUAAAGUGAUUUUCCCUAAAUCUGAAAAUAUGGAAAGUGAUUUGAGAAGGGCAACUCUAGAAGUUAUAUCGUUGAGGGAAGAAGAGCACAGAUUAAGACAGGAAAAUCUGCAGUUAAAAGAGGAGUUGCUUCGCCUCAACCAAUCGGCGGGCGGCGACGGGCGCGCGAUACGCCCGCACUCGUACGGGCCCGAGAAAAGUGCACAAGUGACCCCCAUGCCGUGGGUCGCCACCGCCCUCCUGAUGGCCCUCAUCGGCAUCAUCAUCGGCAAGUUCCUCAUGUGAAUCACCUAAACCAAAGCCUAGAGCUCCAGGGCCGCGCGAUGACCCAAUACCUGCAGCCACCGCAAUUACACCACUCAUACAACGCUACUACUCGCGCAAGGCAGCUUAGGUCCCUAGCCCCAAGCGAGAAACGGGUCCCGUCAAUAAAGAACUCGACAAAUUUUAUAAUACGUAUUUAUAUAACAAGAGUCUCACACCAAAUGCAGGACACGCAUAUUUAUGUUAAAGGGUCUUAAAUUAACAACAAGGCUCACUGUAAAAUCAAGCACACAACUAAAUUGAACUCACCCAUAGUAUUAGUCGACACACCGAAAUAUCACAACGAUACAUACCUUAGAUUAAUAAAAAAGGGAAGAUAAGGUACGCUCAUACAAGCAUCAAAUAAAAUGUGAUCCGGCUACAUAAGCAACUGUCACACACGCACAUGUCUGUAUAUAAACAUUCAUUCGAGCGAGCGAGACAGAACUGUACGCUUCAUCGCAGCGCGAGCGAAACGCCGAGUCCGCUUCCAAGUCCGUACGGAUGAGCAGUAUUGUUGUCCUUUUCUCGAUAACAAAAUGUGAUCUUUGAGAAAAAAAUGUUUUUACAGUUUUACGGAUAAAGUGUUGCCGAGGCGUUUGUUAUUUGACUUUGAACUAUAUGUGUUCUUUAUAAAAGCAUCGAAGGCAUUGUUUUAUCUUUAUAACACAGAAUAUACGCAAUAUUAUUAUAUUGAGUGCACAUCCAGCGUGUUUGAAUAUCCAAUUGUGACUAAAGCGAAUUAUGGUCAUCAGUGCGUCUUUGACUUAUUGGAGGCCCUGGGCAUAUUAGGAUAAUGGGGCCCCUAUGACCCCCGUUUGGUGAUCUAACAAGAACUAGGGAGUUUGUAUUUGUGAUCUGAGGUGCCCACCUAUCGAUCACGGGGCCCUGGGCACUUGCCCAAAGUGCCCACUGGGAAAGACGGGUCUGAUGGUCAUGCACCACAAUUUAAGCGGAUUUCUUUUGAGCCGCGAGUGCCGUAUCUUUCCUUUUUAUUUUAAUCUAAAAUACAGACACACAUAUUUACGGAACUAGUCAAAAUAUAGAGUGAAAUAUAGUUUUAAAAUGAGACUCUUAAAAAAAUAAACGAUAUAGGAUUAAGGUUGAAUUAUUACACUAUUGCAGUUCAUAGUUCACUGUACGAUGACAGCGUUCUAGUGUAGUAUCAAAUGUUUGGUAAAUUACAAAUCUAAUGUGCCCCGUACGUGGCACUAUCUAGUAUAAAUUCAUUCUUUUAGACGGGGGCCCAACGUCGUUUUUACUUUACUUACGACGCAGACGUAUGACCCAUGAUCGUACAUAUAACGACUCUUAUUGCUCCGUAAUCCUUCACGCGGCCUCCACUGUAUUCGAGUUUUAAUAAAAAUGGAGUGGUAUAGCAAAGUCAGUAAUUCAUACCACAUAUAACCCAGCUUAUACGAACAUAGUCACACACCCAUACUUGAUUAAACUCAGGCUGAUAAAAUAAAAAAUACCUAACUUAAAUCUUUCGUUCAAGUAACAAACUGAAUUGCUGAUUUUAAAAAUUCAAGAAUUAUAGUAACAAUGGAUAAAUUGUAUUUAUAUUCUGAAAACUAUUUGUUUUUUAUGAAUACUAUUGGCUUAUAAUUCUUGUUAUUGACAAGGAUUGAUAUGCAAAGGAAUAAAUUAGCUGGCUGUAAUAUUCAUUAAGUCUUUAAAAAGUAGCUUGAUUAGAAUGUAAGGUAUAACUUUAUGGUGAUGUUUAACGAGUCAUUUAUAUUACUUACUGCAAUAUAUUUCGUUGGUGUUUUUUAGAAGUCAAACAGAGCCAUUAUUAUAAUAGAAAGCUACUUUAUACCUGAGUGACAUAUUUUAUCGCCUUUAAAUAAAUUUAUCGUAUGCAAAGCCUGUCUCCCUUUCAUGAACACCGCGAUAUAAUAAAUAGCACGUUUUUAUUACGCACAAUUUUCAAAUAACCAUGGAGUUCGACAGUCGGACGCGAUAAAAAAACGUGUUAUAAUUUUAAAUUGUGGUGCUCACGGGAACUGGGCGGAAUAAAGAUAUCUUAAUAUAAUUAAGUUCUACAUUUAUAUAGAUUUGGUUACUUCUUCUUCAGCAAUUGUCACAUUGUAAUCAAGCUAUUCGAAGGCCAAAAUUUUAGUAAGCAUUAUGUAUUCUGUUUGUAAUCAAGCUAUUCGAAGGCCAAAAUUUUAGUAAGCAUUAUGUAUUCUGUACUGUUACUUGUUGAUAUACAAAUAAGUGUUGGGAUCUUUGGGACCUCUCGAGUUUAAAACGCAUUUAAAUUGCUGAUAACUGCUGCAAGUGUUUGACCGUAAUGAGUGGGCCUUAACUUUAAAAAUACUAUUGAUAUAAUGACGGGACCCCACAUGCGUCCGAUCUACGUCUGCUUUGCGAGAGGUUGAUCUCUUUGACUUAAUAAAGGUGCGAGAUAACAGGUUUUCGGUUACAGCCACACAUACACCGACGUGACAAUGUAAUAACGUAUUCCUUUGAUAUAGAGCCGAAAACUUGCAGCCGCCUCUUUGUAAACAUUGUGUGCGCAUCAAACAGUUGGACAGAUAUCACAGUAACAGUUGAAUCACUGUCGAUUUAAGUGUAUAAAUCAAUUGAACGAAUGUUUGAAACUAAAAACUAUAUGAGUGUUCGAGUGUUGCUGUGACACGCUGAAACACGAUUUCAAUCGUGCUUAGAGAACGAAGUAACACUAGCCACGUUGUUUGUAUCAUCUGUAAUUGAUCCGUUUUUUUCACAUUUACUAAAUUGCAUUAUUUAAUUAGCUAUUUUUACAACCAAUAACAAAGAUAUUUGAGCAGCCAAGCAGUGACAUACACGGGGUGGGUUAUUUCGAAAGACAGAACGCAGGUGUUUAAAAGUUUGGGGUGUUAACAUAUUCGAGCAUAUUGCAUAAGGUCCGGUAUAAUUGUGUGCUAUGCCUAAGGGCUUGUAACAGCGAUGUUCAGUCUAAUGCUACGGGCACACUGUCGCGCUAUCGCGAACAUUAUCCGUUUUCAUAAGAAGGCAGGCUAAGCAAUAGUUACUUUUCUCACCGUGUUCUGAUAUGUGAUCAUUGCUUGGCCGGACUGUCCUCCUGAAAAUGUCCGCCAUAGCGCGACAGUGUGGCCGUAGGAUAAUAGUUAGUACUAAUGGAAUAACGGGCAAUUCUGGAUGGUAUGCAGCCUUGUAUCGUACUGCAUCUAGCUUCAUCAUAUGCCGCACUUGUGUUCUUUCCUAUAUUUGAUGACAGUUUGGAAUAAUUAUAUUUAGUUUUUUCCUUGUAUUUAUUUUAUUAAUAUUUAUUAUUGUUGUUUGUGUCGCCCAAGAAUAACUAAUUCAUACUCACUUGUUUUUGUCUACUUGAAUCUGUUAGACUUCAUGACAUAUAAUGUUUAAAUAUGACAAGGAAAUAUGUAUUAAUCAAUCCAGAUAGAUACACAAUGAUAGCAGUACGAACGUAUUAAACCAAGAUACUAUUGUUCACAUUAUGAUUAAUUGUGCCUUCAAUUGUAAUCUGCAACAUUAACAAAAUAUUAUACCAUGUAACUUUGCAAAUUCAAACCGGUGUAUAAAAAAAAAAUACUAAACACGCGUUUUAUAGAUAAAAGUGGUCUACCGUGGAGAUGGAUUCCUCAUAGUGAAUGCCUUUUUAUAGUAUCAAUAGUGGCUAAACUAUUUCAAUUAUCUUGUGCUCCUGGUGAGUGAACUUGCUGCCACAAUUUAUCAUGUGCUUGAACGUUUUGCCUAAUAAUAAGGCAUUUGUUUUUUGCAAACUUCGUUGUCCCAGCUGUGCAAUAAAAAAAAGUUUGAUUCUUUUUACCAGCAAUGACAAGAUUUCGAAAUGGAUGAAAAAAUAUUUUGCAACGAAAUUAAUAUAUCAUCUCGCAUUGGCAGAACACAAAAAAUAAAAAUAAUGUACGUAGGAUGACUUGGUAAAAAUCAUUUAUUUGUAUAUAUAUCUGCACAUUGGGAAUGACAGAAAAAUAGCGAAGUUGCUGCUUUUAAAAUAAAUUACAGUGUAUAAUCUGACUUCAGCUGAGUUUUUAUGUAAAGGACGGUGUUACGGACAUAAAUUCUCUGUAUCAAAUUAAUGUAAUUGGUAUUCAAAUAUUACUUCAGUAUAAUGUAAGCUGGCAUUUAUAUAUACUCACUAAGUCUUUAAGAGCUCAUUUUAAGAGACUACGAUUGUAGGGCUCAGGGUUAGGGUACCAAUAAAUGCACCAUUAAGGCAUUUCGGAAUUUCAAAAAUUAUAAGCACCAACUUUAUUGUGGCUGGGCCAAAUAAAUGCUACUUUUGUAUAUUUAAAAAUACAUUGAAUUUUAAUAUAGCCAUAGCCAAUAUGUCAUUAAUGGAUAUAAUUUAUUAAAUAAUAGAGAUUUAAUGCAAAAUGACCCAAAAUCACCAGUGAAUGAACAUUUCGUACUCCAGUGAAUGAGCAAUCACAAUUUUCUGACAAUUUGUUUUUAUUUUAAAUUAAUAAUAAAAUUUUGAAUUAAAACGUAUGGCAUGGGAAACUUUAUCUCUAUAGCAAAAAAUAUUUUUCCUAUGAUUGGGUAGGCUAUUUAUUUCACCCCAUCUGAUGUCAGAUGGUGGUGCACUCCAGACGUGAAAACUGGUUGUUGCAGCAGUUUUAACUGCCACACCAGCCACCCACAGUUUGCCAGCCUGCAAAAAUACUUCUUCAUAACUAUAUUGAAAUACCCCGGUUAGUAACAACGUACGCAUGCUAAAAAAUCACUUGAGAGUAGUACCAUAGUGAAAUGAGUCACCAAAUUUCCUUGUUCGCACUGAAAUCUUGGCUAUAAUAAGCUGAUGUUAACGCGAGCUAUCGAGGCUCUAUGAAGGAAAGAGGGGUGGGAUAGUAUUAUAUCCUCAGAACACACAACAUAAUUGACAAGGGGUCCCGAGAUCGUAAGUCGCCUCUUAAUUGCCAAUGUUACGGGUCACGCUACACGCAGCAACGUAGCCAAAAGCAUCGACAUUAACACAAGACCGCUCUUUAAUUUUGUACAACAAGUAAAGAUAAUCGUGCGUGAGAAAACGUAGCGUCUUGUUUAGAAAUCCGAGUUUUAGUGAAGCUAUUUAAAACAGUAAUCUCUUUCAUCUUUCCUGAUGCACAUGGAACUGGAGUUUAGCUUUAGUAAAAUCAAGUCUACUUGCAUUUUUCUUCGUCGAAGGUUUGUUCCGUUAGUUACGAAUUUCUAGUUACAGAUAUUUUAUUAUUUCACCUAUUGCUUUACGAUUAUUAGAUUGUGGAAGUUCUGAUUAUUUUUGUAACUAAUACUAAGAUUAAUGCUUAAUAAUUUACAAAAUAUAUAUAGUUCAUUUAUUGGUUCCAAAUAACCAAUUUGUGAACCAGGAAAUAUUACUAAAAUGAUUUUUUUUGGUUAAGAAAAUGGUGGUUCGAAUAUUGGCCUAAAGAAAAUGAUAAUCUUUAUUAAACCUCCCUUCACAAAAUUAAUAUUUCGUUAACAGAACCUGUGAAUGAACACCCGUUCAUUUGUAGGAUUUCUCAUUUUUAUGAUCCAGUAAUCGAGCCCUUAUUAUUAUAAAACAAAUAAAAUUAUUUACAAAUUUCGUUCUGUUGAAUAAAAUAACAGAUAGAUAGAGUGAGCCACGCUUAAAACAAAAAUGCAGUGUCUUAGCGAGUACUUAAUUCUUGCUCAUACAAACACAUAUGCAACACAACGCGUCAACUAUAAACAGUCACCAUUUUGUAAGUACGUCUCACUGAAUAUUUUUGUUCGAACCAAUUAUGUGUUUAAACCUGAGCUCUCGUAAAAAGCAUACUGUGUUUAGUGGAAAUCUCUAGUUUUCUUAUUUUAUUGAAAAAACUGACUUGUUCAUUCACUAGAGGGUGUUCAUUCACAAGUACACUUACCCUAAACUAUAUUUAAAAACGGGUAUUUUUAACAGAUUCCACCGUUUUUGUAUCAAUUAAAAAGGCCUGUGCUAACAAUAAUGAGGACAUAGGCUGAUAAAAAUGGUAAGGUACAUUUGUGGUAUGGAUAUUGCAGUAGAAUUAUUCGGUAGCAAGAAUAAGCUCAGCUUGGUCAGAAUGCACAGUGGUUCGCAGUGCGGAUCAUACAACAAAAUAGUUAUAAAAAUUACAAUUUAUUAUGUGAUUGGAUUUUGUAACAGACGCAGUGGCGUUUGUAUAUACGAUAGGUAGUGACCUAUAUGAUAAUCUCUAGAUGGCAAUGUCUGGUUUAUUACAAUAGCACACCUUUAAUCGUAGAUUUGUGUCAAUGUCAUUAGACUUUGUUUUAUAAUUGAAUAUUGUAAACUCUUUUGUCCGUGUUCAGGCUUUGUUUCUACGGUAAAUAUCAUGCAAUCCAUACAUUCAGCUACUGUAAGAAAAACAUUACAUUAACGUUUUCUUUACCACGGGCAAAUGAGGAAAUUGAACAAAACAAUCAAGUAUAUCUAAACAUGACAUAGUUUUUUUUUUGAAUCAAUUAUCAAGUAAAAUUAUUGCAUUUGAUACGCAGUAUGUAAGUUCCCUUGGGCCGUCUAAGAAACCGUAGCUUCGUAACUGGUUUCGGUGAAGGAAUUAUUCUUCUCUUACGGAACGGUUUCGUAGACGACCGAAGGGGUACAGUUGCAUCCGUAUUUAAUUUCGUUUUAACUUACAACUACAAUCAUAACAGAGGACUUCUUUACAUAGACAUGGUUUAUCGAUAUUAUGUAUAUUUAUGUAAUGUUUUAUACUAUUAUAGCAGAUCUGUCAAUAGUAUAAUAACAUAAACUAUAGAUGUACGAAAUGACUUUGAAAUUAAACGAAUUUUAUUUCGUAGCUUUGAUUAAUUAUAACAUAUUUGGGACAAUCGUAUUAUUGUAAAAGAGUUGGUAGUUUAUUUUUACCACUUUAUAAAGGAUGGUAAUGGUUUUCAUAAAGCACGCUAUCGGGAUGGUGUAAAUGGUCUUAGUAUUAUCAUGUAAUAUCUUAUUGAAUAUAAAAAUAGUUCAGACGAUUUCUUUCUUUCUUACUAUUUAUUGAGUUAAGUACCCCGAGGUCGAUACCUCGUAGUUGGUGAGAUACCCUAAUCUCUUAUCUAUUAAUGAAAAAUUUAGUCAGCGAAGUCGACCGGCCACCUUAUGUAGGUCAGCGGCUUUUCUUUUUAAAAUCAUAUUAAGUUUUGUGAUGUCUGUUGGAAAUGUACUACCUACCUGAUAAAUUAUUAAUCUGUUGGAUUAUCUAUAUUAAAAAAACGUAAUGCUUCGUAUUGUAUAUUAUAUUUAAAAUUAAACUUAUUCCAUUUUUGCUGCUUUCACCAGUAUUGUUUAAUUAUUUAUUUUGGGAAUUAUGUAUUGGAUUGAGGAUAUUCGAAGCAUCCAUUCUUAGUUUUACUUCAAUAGGAAAUAUUUUAAAUUUUUGUGUAUGGUAUUGUUGUUAAUUUAAACUAUUAUGCUAUAUUGUAUCGUUUUCUGAAAUAAAAGACUUAAUUUAUGACGCUUUUUUUUGUACUUUCUAUCAUCACUUCAUCCCUAGGUCCAUGGCGAUUAUUAUUAAUAAGGAUAACAUUGGGUGGUGGCUUGUUAACGAGACGAUUGGCUAUAUUUCUGAUUCCACAGGCAGUAUUCUGCUUGAAUACGUCGAUGCAUCUGUCGACGUGUAGAGGAGGCAUUACUGAUAAAUCUGCGGAACUCGCGCGAAAGCCGUCGAAUGCGUCUAUAAAGUUGUGACAUGAAUGUUUAAGGAACUAACAUUAUUCAUGUGUCUGGCAACACCAAACUUAUGUACAUCAGCUGUCAUCGAGUUUCAGUUGUGGAACAGUUUUCCUGUUGUAUUUUUUAUUGUUUGGAUUAAACUGUAAUAAAUUAAGACGAAACUACGCAGAAAAGUAUAAAAAUGAGUAAAUUAAAUCGGAGUGGCACACGGGAAGUGAUUUUUAAAGUUUUCCAGCGAUGUUUCGAAGACUAUCAAGCUGGACGAAUUUUGUGGGAUUUGGACGAUGUUUAUGGGCGAACAGCAUCUAUGACGGGUAUGUAAUUGUGUAACUAUUUGUUUGUAAUCUGCCUGAAGUUACAAAUUUACUCAAUUUACGAUUUUGAGACCAAAAAAGGCUUGUUUACAUUGCACAUUUUUAGGUUAGAUUGACAUUGUAAAUAGGUAAUAUUGUAGUACGACCAUUUCUUUUGAUACGUUAUUAUGGUUCAACUCGGUCAGGUUUUCUACCAAUUUUGAAUUAAUUGCUUCAUGUCAAUGAGUUAUUGUUUCUAUUCCUUUACAUAUUUUUUUACUUUUUUUUUCAGGAAAAUCAGAGAGUCGGUUAGUCAACGAAGGUUUUAAGAAUGAUGGAAAGUUUGAAACUCCUGGGAAAACAGACAAGGCCGACCAAAGACAGAAAUGGUCACAUAAAGAACCAUGGCCAGAUGCUUUUAGUGAAGAUACCUAUCACUAAUUUUACUAACUGCACAUUUACAAAUUGUUUCUCUAAAUAAACUCGUUUUCUUAACAAGUGUGUUAAAAAACGUCGUAUGUUGAUACUUGUGUGUAUUAAUGAUUACCUAACGGCUCUAGUCUCAAUGGCACCUCAGCGGUAAUCACCAACAUUACACACUUUUACUCUAUACUUCGACUUUUUAUUAGCUGCAGUAAAAUGACGUUUCAAAAUUUCAUUCCGUAAAAUAAUGUUGACAGCCUAAUUUCAAUAGGGAUGUGCUUAUGUUCACAGAAAAUCUAAUCGUUCCAUAAUUAACUCAUAAUGAUCAUACUUAAUUCUAUUUAUUAUUCAUAUAAAUAAAAGGCUGUAUCAAAAGGCCAACUUCUCGUAAGAGACAUUGAGAAAAAUUAUGAAGCAUCUUAAUUUCAAAUUCGCUACUCGAUCAAGCAAGAGCGUACUUAUUGAUAGACAAGAUAUCAUAUCAUGGCGCCAGCGCUACCUGCGUUUAAUUACACAAUAUCGUAGGGAGGGAAGAUAUAUCUAUUUUCAAGACGAGACCUGGAUCAACGCUGGUCAUACUACAAAAAAUAUCUGGAGUGGUGGAAGUAUAAAAUCUUCUCGGCAGGCAUUUUUAGAUGGUCUAACUACGGGAUUAAAAAAAUCCACAGGAAAGGGCAAACGACUCAUAAUCAGUCACAUAGGCGGAGAAGAAGGCUUCCUGGACGACGGAUUUCUUAUGUUUGAAGCAAAGAAAGGUACAGAAGAUUACCAUGAUGAAAUGAAUGCAGUGUUUCGAGAAGUGGUUCGACGGCAUUCUACCCAAACUCAAUCCGAAUGCAGAAGUCGUAAUGGACAACGCGCCCUAUCAUUCUAGGAAGAUCGAAACAAUCCCAAAAAUGUCGUGGACGAAAGCACGAAUUCAAGAGUGGCUGACCACUAAAAAUAUUACAUUUGAACCAAAUAUGGUGAAGACCACUCUCAUAGAUAUAUAUAGUGUGAAACAACAAAAUCAUACUGAGAAAUGUGCCGUGGACGAGAUUGCUGAAAAAGGUAUCAGACUUUUAACACUGCCCCCUUAUCACUGUGAAUUGAACCCCAUCGAGUUGGUUUGGGCUCAGGUAAAGGGGCACGUCGCAAUCAAUAAUAACACAUAUAAAAUGCAAGAAGUGAAAACUUUAUUCCAAGAAGGAAUCAACAAAGUGACACCGACUAAGUGGAAUGACUGUGUGUCUCACACUAUAAAAGAGGAAGACAAAAUGUGCCACCUCGAUCAUAUUAUAGAAGAAGUGACAGACAGAUUUGUCAUUAGUGUGACCGGAAGCAAUAGUGAUUCCGAAAAUGAUUGAUUAAUAAAUAACAUUGUUAUGACAAUUUUGUUUAAUUUUGGAUGUACGUCCUUAUACUUCCACUGAAAAAGAUCAAUCCUUUACUAAAGUAAUAAUAAUAGAAUAAAAAAACAUUACAACUUAAUAUUAAAUCUCUUAAAUAAAACCAAACUGAUCACUCAUUUAUUGAAUGAUUCACUUACUCACUUAGCUACAUCCCUAUUUAUUUUUCUUCAAAAAGCGGU